Molecule: messenger RNA, 871 nt
Organism: Gekko japonicus
Lineage: Eukaryota; Metazoa; Chordata; Lepidosauria; Squamata; Gekkonidae
Gene: UBE2T
Product: ubiquitin conjugating enzyme E2T
Exons: 7
Coding region: 162-758 (198 amino acids)
Source: RefSeq, a predicted model, not a curated record
AGUGUUUUGCAGGUCGGCUGGUUGCGGGAAGUUGCUCCAUUACCGCUCUCCUCCUCGAAAGAGGAGAAAGCUGUUCCCCUUCCCGUGAGGCGGAGAGUCCCUGUUUCAUUUUCGCGUAAUUCAUUUGGGUGGCCAGGAGGAGGGCUCGCCCUGUUAGUACAAUGCAAAGGGCGUCACGAUUGAAGCGGGAGCUGCAUCUGCUGACUACAGAGCCACCUCCAGGCAUCACCUGCUGGCAGAAUGAAGGUCACUUGGAUUACCUUCGAGCUCAAAUCUUGGGUUCUUCAGAUACACCAUAUGAAAAAGGUGUUUUUGACUUGGAAGUAGUUGUGCCUGUAAGGUAUCCAUUUGAGCCUCCCAAGAUCCGCUUUCUGACUCCCAUCUACCAUCCCAACAUUGACUCUUCUGGAAGAAUUUGUCUUGACGUUCUCAGACUGCCACCCAAAGGUGCGUGGAGGCCAUCACUGAAUAUUGCAACUUUGCUGACCUCCAUACAAAUGCUUAUGAAUGAGCCCAAUCCUGAUGACCCUCUCAUGGCUGACAUAUCCUCUGAGUAUAAAUACAACAAGCAAGCAUUCCUGAGAAAUGCCAGACAGUGGACUGAGAAAUAUGCAAGCCAGACAACUAUGGCUUCAGAAAACCCAGAUGAAGAGAACCACCAAAGUGAGGCCAGUCAAGUGAAAGGUUCUAAUGCUUCCCAGAAAAGGAAAGGAAGUAAUAUGAGUGGAUUCUCCAAAAAGCCUUGCUCAAAAACAUAGAGGCUUUGCUGCUGUGCAGUAUCCCUGUCUGUCAAUGUUUGCUUUUAGUUUUACUUUCCAUCUCUUAAAUAGGCUUGACAUGCUUAAUGUACUAUUUACACAUUAUGUAAUAC